AUGCCCGCGAUGGCCACCACCUUCCUGGACAACCCGCUGCUGAAAGUCAGUCGGCCCGUCGCCGCCUGCUCGCGCUGCCGCACUGCCAAAAUAAAAUGCGACGGCAAGCUUCCCGCCUGCUCCGCCUGUGAGAAAGUCGGCAAGGCGAGCUCCUGCUCUGGGGCUAGCGAUGAAUUCGCCAAGGGCAAGGAGCGAAGCUAUGUCGCCUCCCUCGAGGGAUACUGCGAGAAACUGGAGAAGAAAAUCGGCCUCUUGCACAACCGCCAGAACUCGUUGUCCGCCGAAGGCAAUGGCGUGGUGCGGGAGAUGUCCAUCACCUCGACCUCCUCCGAUGGACCGGUCGGUUCAGCGCAUCAUCGUGAGGUCUCCGAUAUCGAUGAUCUCGUCGGCGACUUUGGGUUCCUGUCGAUCAAUGCCACCUCUCGCGACUUCCAAGGCAUCACCUCCAAGACCAGCUUUGCGAACCUGCUCCUUUCCGUCGCUACGGUGGGAUACCCACCACCCCGCACUCCCAACCCACUGCCCGCGCGACACGAGGCCACCCCUCUCCUACAAUACUACUUUGACAAUGUGUUCGUUCAAUUACCCUUUUUCGUGGAAACAAGUUUUUGGACCUCGGUAGACGCGGUCUAUCAAUCUGCUGGUCGCUUCGCCAAACCCUUUGACCACUGGACCGUCCGCAUGGUACUCGCCAUUGCUUCGGCCUCGAUCUCCUAUCAGAAUAAUGAUAAAAGCCACCAGCGAGCUUUGGCAUUGGUGUCGGAGGCGUUGGUAUAUGCUGAAGAUGUGUUCCGCCCUGGGUCUAUCACGUGCAUUCAAGCCAUUCUGCUCCUGGCUCAGUAUGCGCUGGCAGAUCCAGGACGGUUCCGAAGUUGGUAUCUGGUGGGAAUGGCAGUGAGAGUCGCUGUCGACCUGGGUCUGCAUCAAGACCCUCCCACAGAAGUGAUGUUGAAUCCAGGCCGCCUCGAUAUUCGACGACGGGUAUUCCACUGCCUGUACUGUCUAGAUCGAGGAAUGAGUACUGCACUGAAUCAGACGUUUUCAUUUUCCGAUGCAUCCGUCAAUGUCGCCUUGCCAACGACUGAUACAUCGGUCUCGACCACCGAGCAAACUUCCAUCUUCUUGCGGAGCCCCGCCCCAGCCCUGCACGUCGUCAAGAUCCGAAGAAUCUUAUCAACAGGGUACCAAGACAUGUACUACAGUUCACGAGAACCAUCACCCCAACCCCUCACUCAAAUAUGGAGCCUCUGCUACCGAGCCCGCGAAUGGUUCCACGAGUGCCCCAAAAACGCCCCCAACCACUUCUCCCUCCUCUACCGCCUCGAACUCCUCUACACAAACAUCAUCCUCCUCUCCCCCUCCAACCGAUACCCCAUUCUCUGCGACUACAACAAAGCCCUCCUCUUCGACCGCUGUAUGGACUUCAUCGGCCAAAUCCACCAAGUACUAGAAAAUCCCAGCAACCUCCCCUUCCUCACCUUCUUGGAUAUCACCCGCGUCGAGCAAGUCGGCCACCUCUUCGUCCAAGUCCUCAUUAAAGACUUUGACUUCCUCCUCAGCCCCGCCGUGCCGAACCCCCCUGCCGUCCCAGCCGGAACACCCGACCCGCCCAUCCUCGCCGAAGAAGAUAGAAUCAACUGCCGGCCCCGCGCACUCCGUUGUCUCACGUACGUGCGCGAUCUACUGCAGUACUCGGCGCGGAAGUGGGAUCUGCGACGACCGCUGGACGAGUUUGAGCGGGAGUCUGCUCCGUUGGGGAGGAUGCUUCGAGAGGGACCGGCGAUCUAUGUAACUAAUCAGGGUCCGGCGUACUCCCAGGCACCGCUGGCGGGCACUGGGUAUUCGGGAUAUCAUUUGGGAUGA
Messenger RNA from Penicillium daleae, 1863 nucleotides. Its product is annotated as Zn(II)2Cys6 transcription factor. Gene Ontology annotation, molecular function: zinc ion binding; sequence-specific DNA binding; DNA-binding transcription factor activity, RNA polymerase II-specific. The record is from RefSeq and is a predicted model, not a curated record. Gene Ontology annotation, biological process: positive regulation of transcription by RNA polymerase II; DNA-templated transcription. The coding region runs from base 1 to 1863 and encodes 620 amino acids. The transcript has 2 exons. NCBI's taxonomy places the organism in Eukaryota, Fungi, Ascomycota, Eurotiomycetes, Eurotiales, Aspergillaceae.